This is a messenger RNA of Danio aesculapii, 1063 nucleotides long. Its product is annotated as aerolysin-like protein. Lineage: Eukaryota; Metazoa; Chordata; Actinopteri; Cypriniformes; Danionidae. The transcript has a single exon. Bases 10 to 972 code for a protein of 320 amino acids. The record is from RefSeq and is a predicted model, not a curated record.
UCAUCAGAGAUGUCCUACCCAACAACAAAAGGUGUAAUUGGUGGUAAAGGAGGUGGUCCUUUUUCAUUUACUGGUGAAAACAAUGGUGCCAGUUUAGAGAAGAUCUGGGUUUGGAUGGGAGAAUGGCAGAUCAAGGCUGUCAGGGCUUGGCUUUCAGAUGGUAGAGAUACAACCUUCGGAGUACCAUUUGGACAACAACAAGAGUUUGUGUUUUCACCUGGUGAGUGGUUCACCUCACUGUCCCUCUGGGAGAAUGGGGAAGGAUCACGUCUUGGAGCCAUCAAAUUCAAGACCAUGGAUAGUCAAGGUAAUGCAAGAGAAUUUUUUGCAAAGAUGACAGGCAGGGCUUUACCAACAGAAUGUCCGUUAGAUGUUGGCUCUGGAUAUUGUCUUGGUAUUGAGGGAAGAUCGGGUUCAGACAUCGACUGCAUGGGGUUCAAGUUUCUCAAUGCAGUUCAAUCAGCAGUUCUCACCAAUGUCAACUAUCCCACCAUCAACCAGCUGAUCCCAAAGGUGGCCGUGGAAGAGAUCAAGUCCAUGACAUUCAGAAACAACACCUCUGCUGCUCAACAACAAAAAAUAGAAAUGUCAAAGAAAGUGACCGUAGCGUCCUCAUGGUCUCUGCUUCAAAACCUGACAGCAGCAUUCGGCGUGGAUGUGCAGGCUGGCAUUCCAAAGAUUGGAGAAGUUCAAAAGAAUUUUAACGUCAGCAUCACACCAGAAAGCUCUUAUAACCGAGAUCACACAAAAGAGAAAAAUGAAACGCUGUCUAGCACUAUUGAUGUCCCACCAAAGAAGAAGGUGGAUGUUAGUAUCACCAUUGGCAGAGCCUGUUUUGACCUGCCGUACACUGGCACAGUGAAGAUCACUUGCAAGAAUGGCAGUGUGUUAACGUACGAAACCAAGGGACAAUACAAAGGCGUCACUUACACUGAGAUCAAAGUGAAAACAAAUGAAAGUGAUGUUGUCUAGACAGAUUGUCCUCGUUAAGAUCUAUUAUUUCUUGAUUUUACAUAUGUAUUUCCUCACUGAUUUUGUCAGUCAUUCUAAAUGUAACUGAAAU